AUGAAAUCUGCCAUCAUCUCGAUCCUCAGCUGUGCGCUUCUCGCUAGUCAAGUCUACGCCCACUCCAUGAUGACCAUCCCUCGUGGACGAGGAAACGUCGAAUGGUGGGGGACAUGUGCCUCAGGGUUCGGAUGCCAUGGCCCUUGCGACUCAAAACGUUCCCUGUCCCCAAUCCUAAACGACCCAACCUACCCCGUCCAAACAAUCCGCCGCGGCGACGCCCUAACCAUCAGCUGGCAACGGUUCAACCACCCAGGAGGGUUUGUCCGUCUCGCCAUGGUCCCCUUUGAAGAAUCCGACGACUGGGCAGCCUUCAACGCCGCCAACGCCGCAAAAUUCUCCUGCUACGAAUCCAACUGUGGGCCUGACGAUCCUAAUGAUUCUUACUUUGGUCACAUGAAUGGACCGGGAGAUGGGCUUUGCUCGACUACUUUUACGGUCCCCCAGGACUUGCCCGAUGGAAAGGCGACAUUGCAGUGGAUCUGGUAUGGCGGUGGGGUGUACUAUGGACAGCCAGAGGCCGGGUUCGGAGAGUAUUAUACCUGUACGGAUUACGUGGUCCAGGGCGGGAAUGAUCUAGUCCCUAGGGGAUCGUUGGGUGAUCAACGUGUCUGGCAAGGAGGGGAUGCCUCGAACCCUGGGACGGACGUCUGCAAGUACUGGAGCUCCAACCGGAUCGGCGAUUGUUCCUUUGGGGAUCAACGGCCUCCCAACCCCAGAGACGACGAUCUAUUGAGUCAGAGUUUGGAGCCUUGUUCGAGGACGGGAGAGUUUAUUGGAAGGGCUGCAGAGUUUGAGGCUGGUGGAGGAUCGAGACAUUUGAAGAAGCGGUUUGGUCGUGGUGUUCGUUCAGAUGUCUAUGUCAACGCCCAUACCACCAAUGCUACCCACUGA
Molecule: messenger RNA, 894 nt
Organism: Linnemannia hyalina
Lineage: Eukaryota; Fungi; Mortierellomycota; Mortierellomycetes; Mortierellales; Mortierellaceae
Source: the annotation of a GenBank genome assembly